Molecule: messenger RNA, 1442 nt
Organism: Parasteatoda tepidariorum (common house spider)
Lineage: Eukaryota; Metazoa; Arthropoda; Arachnida; Araneae; Theridiidae
Source: RefSeq, a predicted model, not a curated record
AUGAAUGAUUUUGCUGAUCUACGAGAAAGCAUAAGGAAUAAUAACUGGAGUGAGCCAGAUAUUAAGACUGUACCAGAUAAGCCUCGCCGAGAUGCAGUAGCCACCUUUAGACUCCUAACAGGUCAUGAUUGUCUAGGAGAACACCUGCAUCGUAUAGGUAUUGACCACCCUCAGUGUCAACUGUGUGGUUCUGGAGCACCAAUGAAUAGAGAGCACCUCCAUUGCUGGCAAAACCCUGAUGAAGAAGUUAAUUUCUUCAAGGAUACUCUAUUUCCUGAAAUCAGAAAACAGUACAGCGAUGCAGAGAUUGACUGUGAAAAAUCAGAUUUGAAUAAAAUUAAUCUGAGACUGUCACUGGUAGAUGCAGAUGAUGCAGAAAAACUAAAAAACAAUGUAUCUAAAAUCACAAAUUCGAAUUGGAUCAUCUAUAGGACGCAAGGAAAUUUUCAAAGAAAGUCAGAAUGGUUGUUGCUUGACCGCCAAACUUUGAUAACUCGUCAAAACAAUACCAACAACUUCUGUGAGGCAACAAUUAGAAUUUUAAAAGAUGUUGUGUUGUGCCGCACAAAGGCAUAUAAUAUUGUCGCCCUCACAGACUUCUGCAUUUCUGUGUGGAAUUCAUAUCUCAAACAAAAAUUGAUGGCUUUUGCUUACUCCAGGCGAGGUGAAGUUGUACUAUUGUACAACAAUUUAAAUAAAAAAACACAAAGCUUAUCAGAGGAAAAUCUAAAAGAAGAAAGUGAGCACUUGUAUACAGUAAAGUCGGCUGACGGAAAAAACAUUUACACCGUUAAUGUUGAACAUGGUGUUUGUACUUGCGAAGCAGGAGCUUCCGGUGCUUUCUGCAAGCAUCAGUUCUUUGUAAUGAAAACUAAAGGUAUGUCAUUACCUAAUGCACCACCAAUUAGUGCUAAUGACAGAUACAGAUUAGCUAAACUGGCUUUAGGUGCAAAGUCUCCUGAUCCUAUAAGGAAAAUACUGAUUCUCCUGGUGUCCAAAACGUCUCCUGUGAGGAAAAAAAAUAAUGAAGUUUUGAAAGAGUUGGAACGAUUGGCGGACAUGAUGUCAACAAACAAUAAUGAAAAUGCUGCUACUGCUGCUCUUAGUAUCUUGAAAAGAAUAAAAAAGCCUGAUGAUUUUCAGACUCUCUGUGUUUUGCCAAAUUUGAGGGCAAAAAGAUUGAAAAAAAUCGGUGUUCAGUCUACAUCAAUAUCUAGACGCAGGCUUGGGUUGACAAAAUCAAAAAAACGUGUACCCUCAGGACGACCCUCUAGAAUUCUGAAAAGGGGCAUUUAAAGAAAAAGAUGUUUGCAAGAUAGCAUUGUUAAAAAUCAGCCAAAUGCUAAAUCGCAUGGCUUAUUUCAUUAAUUUUCCUUUCUAAAUAUUUGAUUCAAAAAUUAUUUAGCGACUAUGUAAUAAUCAAAAUUUCUUAAAUUUUCAUU